CUGCCUCUGCCUGGUAGAGGCAGCCUAGCACUGAAGAUCUCCCACGUCAGGACAUCACUGUCACCAUCACCGUGCUCAAGGCCAGAGCCACCAGAAUGGUCCCUGGAGGCCCUCAGAGGGUAGGGGUAGUAGGUUAUGGCCGCCUAGGACAAUCCCUUGUGUCCCGCCUUCUGGCUCAGGGAUCAGAACUGGGCCUAGAACUUGUUUUUGUAUGGAACCGUGACCCUGGACGAAUGGCAGGGAGCGUGCCCCCUGCCCUGCAGCUCCAAGACCUUACUGCUCUUGAGGAAAGGCACCCUGACCUUGUGGUAGAAGUGGCUCAUCCAAAUAUAAUCCACGAAUCAGGGGUACAGAUCCUGCGCCACGCUAACCUCCUGGUGGGGUCUCCCUCAGCUCUGGCUGACCAGACCACAAAGCAGCGGCUCACGGAGGCUUCAAACCACUGGGGUCACACUGUGUUUGUGGCCCGAGGAGCCCUGUGGGGGUCUGAAGACAUUAGGAGAUUGGAUGAAGCCGGAGGCCUCCAGAGCCUUCGAGUCACCAUGGCCACGCAUCCUGACGGCUUCCGGCUGGAGGGAUCCCUGGCUGCAGCACACAGCAGUGGGCCCCGCACAGUGCUCUACGAGGGUCCUGUGCGUGGGCUCUGCCCCUUGGCCCCCCGAAACUCUAACACCAUGGCAGCCGCUGCCCUGGCUGCCCCCAGUCUAGGCUUCGACGGUGUCAUUGGGGUGCUUGUGGCUGACCUUAGCCUCACAGACAUGCACGUGGUGGACGUGGAGCUGAACGGCCCCCCAGGCCCCACAGGCCGCAGUUUCACCGUGCACACCCACAGGGAGAACCCAGCCCAGCCUGGCGCUGUCACCGGCUCUGCUACUGUCACAGCCUUCUGGCAGAGCUUCCUGGGUGCGGUCAGGCCCCUCCAGGGGUCCCUUGGUUUUUGUAUUCUGCAAAACUAACACGUUGGUGUUCCACCCCAGUUUUCUGCCCCACCCUUUGUUUCCACUCGAAGGCUUUCUGGGCCUCUCCCCAGCUCAACUUCUCUCUGAGUCUCAGAGACUCUUGUCUUUCCACUCACACCCGACACCUCUGUCUGAGUAUCCUCUUUGGGUUAUACCACACUACGAUUUCCAAAGCCCACGGUCGCCAUGACCGCCUGCAUGUCUGUGUCGUCAUUCUAGUCUUUCAUUCUCCCCACAGGCUGCUGCCAGCUCCCCUCCAGACCUGGGAUCCACCUCUGCUGACAAGUCUUCUCCCCCACUGCCCUUGCUGUCACCUCGACCACUAUUCUCAGUAAACAUCAGAAUUCUG
Molecule: messenger RNA, 1308 nt
Organism: Arvicola amphibius (Eurasian water vole)
Lineage: Eukaryota; Metazoa; Chordata; Mammalia; Rodentia; Cricetidae
Gene: Aspdh
Product: aspartate dehydrogenase domain containing
Exons: 6
Coding region: 96-956 (286 amino acids)
Biological process (GO): NAD+ biosynthetic process
Molecular function (GO): L-aspartate dehydrogenase [NAD(P)+] activity; NADP binding
Source: RefSeq, a predicted model, not a curated record